GAUCGAUUUCGUAUUUCCCCAGCCCCCUUCAAUGUCGGUUCUUACUCUUUUCACGCGGGACGAUGGGAUCAGUUUAGAUUCAUUGUGCCGCAUUACAGAUAAUUUCUGGAAUAUUUUGUAUUGUGGUAUCUUCGUGGGAUCAACUUUAGGAGCAAUCUUUGCCCUCGCCCGCACCGUUUUGCUCGGCUCCUUGAUCCCCUUAUGCGGUCUGUUGUACAGGCGAGUCAUCGAUGACUAUCCUCCACACCGCCGAUGCUACAAAGAACAUCUUCUCAUCAUCAUCGACUUUUGCUGUUGCGUCUGCAUUCUCCAUCCUCUACGACGUCUCCGUGUCUGGUGCUCACACAUUUAUCCAAGAUCUCGGAAGCGUAUGAAGGUGAAUGUACCCGCAGAUUCCAUCCUUCCCCAAGAACUGUGCGAGAUCAUCAUCAGUCUCUGUCGCUCUGACCGAAAGACCCUCCUCACUUGCAGCCUCGUCUGCAGGGCAUGGGUCCCAAUCAGUCGGAGCCUUUUGUGGACACAUAUCCACUCCAGCGACCGUGUACGAUAUUUCGUCAAGCUCUUGCAGUCGCCAGAAAACACCAUAUCGCCGCAUAUCCAGACAGUUUGCCUUCAGAUGUACACAAAGUGCGACCCAAUGAUUCGAUACCAGCACGCUCUCCGUGCUCUUUCAAAUGCCAAUGCUAUGCCAAAGCGAGCAAUAAUUGCCGGACAGUCAUUGACUCCGGUGAUGGCACUAUACCGCCAUUUCCCGGAUAUUCAGCGGCUCUCGUUUAAUUAUGGGAGUCUUGGAGAUGGCGAAGAGACAUCCGCUGCCGACUUCAGGCGCCUGCUCUGGUAUUCGAGCCUGUUCUACCAACUUGAACGACUUUCGAUAAAAUUCUUCCGCCCGGGGGGCACUGAGGAUAUCCCGCUCUCGUUGAGGGAAUGCAAACUUCCCAUGCGGUUACGUUGGAUCUCGUUGAAAUGCUGGAAUCGGGAUCUCUUGCAUUGGCUUAGGGGACUCCCCCAGACACGUGAGUUGAUGGCUUUCAAGCUGAAGUUUGGAGGUCACUGGCGCACGUUGGAUCCCAAACCAAUCAAUGAUAUCCUGCGCGUAGGCCAUAGAAGUCUUCGCUUCGUUGCUUUGACUAUUGUGGAGUGGGAUAAUGGUUUUCCUGAUCUGAGUUGCUUGAUAGAACUUCGGACGGCCGUGUUCUACGUUUACCAUUUCCCUUCGGCCAUGGAAACAAUAGCUUCGUUGAAAUCGAGUCAUAUCGAAACCGUCACCAUCAUAACAAAAGACAACGAAAGCAUGAUAGGUGACUAUCUGGAUAAUUUCAUGACUGGAAUAGGCUUCGCUUUCUUGUAUGGGGGAUCUACCUCGCGACGAUACGUUCCAUCUACGGUCCGGAGUGAUUCUUGAUUUUGGAUUCAUCCAUUAUGUUGGUUACAAUCUCAAAUGCUCUGAUGCAUCAGCAUCACCUGUUUACGCUGGAAUUUCGAUCAGACAACCGUAGAUAAACUCGGCCUGUCAUUAAAUGUGAGAAGACCCCGCGAGGUCCAAUCAUCUGUCGUUAUCCCUUCGGAUAUGCAAGUGUAUGUCCCCUAUAUCAUGCAUAACCUUGUGGCUGUGAGAGUUGAGCUGAAUGUCAAUGAAUGGUAGCUGCAAAGAUGAGUAGAGAUACUGGCCAAGUAAAGCUACCAGCUACUGAAUGUUGAAUGAAAG
Molecule: messenger RNA, 1708 nt
Organism: Guyanagaster necrorhizus
Lineage: Eukaryota; Fungi; Basidiomycota; Agaricomycetes; Agaricales; Physalacriaceae
Exons: 2
Coding region: 32-1405 (457 amino acids)
Source: RefSeq, a predicted model, not a curated record